UCGCUCGUCGGAGUCUCCUUUCAGAUCUUCUCCACGUAACUUUUCCAAAUAGCCAGCGGCAAUUACAGCGAAGCAUACGAAAUGCGAGAUGAAAAGCGGAAAGCAGUCUGCCUCAGUGAUGCCUCCUCCUUUCCUCUUCUUCUUCUCCCUUGUUUUUUUUCUUCUUCUUCUCCUUCUCUUCCAACAACUACUGUGGUCGUUGUUUACGCUUAUCCUUCUAUUUUUAACCAUUCGCUGUUGGAAUUCAGUUGAGGGUGUAGGAGUGCGAGGUGGAGCAGCGAGAUGUUGCGGAGAGCGGCGAGCAAUGCGUACUCCUGGUGGUGGGCAAGUCAUAUCCGCACCAAUCAGUCCAAAUGGCUCGAAAAUAUUCUCCGUGAGAUGGAUGACCGAGUUAAGUCAAUGCUCAAGAUUAUUGAAGAAGAUGCCGAUUCCUUUUCAAAAAAGGCAGAGCUGUACUUUAAGAAGAGACCAGAGCUCAUAAAGUUUGUGGAAGAGACUUACAGGGCAUAUAGAGCAUUAGCUGAAAGAUAUGAUCACAUUUCAGGGGAGUUGCACAAGGCCAACCACACCAUAGCUACUGCUUUUCCUGACCAGGUACAGUUUGACGUGCAAGAUGAGGAUGAUGAUCAUUUACCUAAAGCAAUUACAUCAAUAGACUUCAGUAAAUUAAAUAGGCUGGCAUUAGAUAUUUCUCAGGAUAACUUAAUAAAUAAUAAAAAAGGAAAUUCAUCCUUUGAUAAGCCUCAUCCUCCUUCCAAGAUAGACAGAGACAGAGUACCAGAAGAGAUUGACAGAAUUCAGAAGGAAAUUUUGGUUCUUCAGACUGAAAAGGAAUUUAUUAGAAGUUCUUAUGAAAAUGCAAUUGCCAGAUACCAGGAGAUUGAAAAGCAGAUAGUAUCAAUGCAGGAGGAGCUUAAUAUUCUGCAAGAUGAGUGUGGGGAAAGUGUGGUAAUUGAAGAUGACGAAGCCCGCACCCUGAUGGCAACAGCCGCACUAAGGUCCUGUGAGGAUACCUUACUUAUCUUGCAGGAAAAUCAGAAAAGGUCAGCAGAAUUCACCAGAAUUGGGUCAAGGAGAAUAAUGAUGGCUAAAGAGAAGCUAAAGUCUUUCAAGGAAGACUCAGAAGAGAACAAAACAAUCUUGGAAGAAAUUGAAGGCAUAAAUUCUGAUGGUGGUACUGAGGUGGAAGUUCCCCAACAGAAUCAAGUACCUGUUCAGAUUGGUCCUGAUAUGUCUCUGGUUGAACUUGCAGAGAAGAUUAAUGAACUUGUGAACAAAGUCAUCAGUUUAGAACUUACAACUUCUUCGCAGAAUGCACAAAUAGAGAGUCUAAGAACCGAAACUAAUCAACUUCAGAAACAUGUAGAGAGCUUAGAAGAGGAGAAAUUGACUUUGAUUGAGGCCUCAGGUAAUUCGAGUGACAGAUUAAAGCAAACUGAAGAGGAAAUUUAUAAAAUGCAGGAUAUUAAGAAGUCUUCCCAUGGUGCAAAUGUUAAUCCUUCCACAAGUUCAGAUGAUUCAUGUCUCGAUACCACUUAUAAUUUAGGGAAACCGCAGCAUCCCAAAAAUGAGGAGGCUAAUAUUGCAUUCAUCUCUCAAGAGAAAGAGAAUACUAUUAUCAAUGUGGAACCUCAAAAGCCUGAAGAUAAAGAAACCAAAGGAAGACAUGAUGGAAGGGAUGGUUCAGUUGCAGAUGAAGCUAAUGAAGUUGAAGUUAGAGUGGAUUAUGCCACCCAGCUAAGUAAAGAUGGGACUCAAUCUUUUCAGCAGGAAGAUUCUCUCAGCUCGCUACAGUCUUUGUUGAAUGGGGUAGAAGAUAAGGAAAAGAUAUUGUUGGUAGAGUACACAUCAAUCCUUCGCAACUAUAAGCAAAUAAAGAAAAGGCUUCUGGAGGUUGAGCAGAAAAAUCAAGAAUAUGUUUUACAGACAAAAACACAAUUAGUGGAGUUGAAAAAGGCUAAUGACAAAAAAGAUGAGGAACUUAGAUCAAUGCAGCAAAGGCUUAGCAAACAGCAGAAGAAACCAAAUGAAAAAGAGCUUGAAAACUCAAAUGAAGUGAAGAGCUCAAGCCUGAUACCUGAAAGUACAUCUUCCCAAAUUACAGUGAAAAAGGAUUUAGUAUAUGAAGCUACACAUACAUCACAAUCUGCUUCUCAUGUGGAGGAAAAUUUUCGAAGGGACAUUGAUGCACUGCUUGAUGAGAACUUGGAUUUCUGGUUAAGAUUCAGCUCUUUUUUCCAACAAUUACAGAAAUUCCAAUUGGAGUUCAACGAUCUGCAAACUUCAUCAGAUUCUGAACGUAUUGACAAACAACUGGGAGAAUUAAAAACCGAGUUGCAGGUAUGGUUGGAACAGAAUGACUUGCUGAAAGGAGAAUCCCAAACUAGAUUCAAAGCUCUUUGCAACAUUCAGGAGGAGAUAUCGGAAGCUCUUGCUUCAAGUUUGGAAUCUGAUGGAGUCCAGUUAUCUCCCUAUCAGGCGGCCAUAUUUCAAGGAGAGGUCUCAAACAUGCAACGUGAGAACAACAAGGUUGCCAUUGAAUUGCAAGCUGGUUUUGAUCAUGUUAAGGGGCUUCGAGCUGAAGUAGACAAGAUCUUGUCGGAGUUUCAUAAGAAAUUUGAACUUUCCAGUUCUCAGGGAAGCCGGCACCAUAGCAACAUCUUCAGGCAUUUUCCAUCAAAAACUCACAUUCCACUCCGAAACUUUCUGUUUGGCGUCAAGCCUAAGAAGAAACCAUCUAUAUUUCGAUGCGUGAAUCCAGCGUAUCAGAAGCAAUACAGCGACCUUUCUUCGGGAUUUCCUUAGCUUGGUUUGUGUAUGGAUGGUUCUUCUCUUUGUAGCUGUACAGCUCUAGAAAUUGCUUGGUGAGUAAUGGUAUUGUGAUUUAAAACAUAAUUUUUAAAAAAAAAUUCUUGGUCAUUUGAUCAGUGCUUUUUA
Molecule: messenger RNA, 2937 nt
Organism: Dendrobium catenatum
Lineage: Eukaryota; Viridiplantae; Streptophyta; Magnoliopsida; Asparagales; Orchidaceae
Product: protein NETWORKED 2A
Exons: 3
Coding region: 283-2805 (840 amino acids)
Molecular function (GO): actin binding
Source: RefSeq, a predicted model, not a curated record